UUUACCCUCUUAUUUGAGUACAAAAUCCAUCCCGGAUUAGUUGUGACUUGUGAGCACGUCGUAAUUUGUUUUAUUGUGGUGUGAUUUCGGACUCUAUCUGAGAUGAAUUUUGUACUGAUGUUCAUUAAUCAAUAAAGUGACAACAUUCUCUCUCUCGAAAAAAAAAAACCUUCUCUGUAGACCAUUGCAGCACUCUGCAGCCGCGUCUUCCGCCAAAGGCGCUUCAGGAAACCGCUCCAUCGCCGCACCACGGCAUGCACGAGCGGACGUACCUAGUAUGUCUCCCCUCCAUCUUCUCCACCACCCUCCCAAACUUGGCAAACGCUCCUAAUCGCCCCAUUUCCUCCCGUUAAGCCCGCAGCCAGGCCGGCGAGGCUGCGUGCAUGCAUGCGGCGACGUCGGCCGGCAGCAUGGCCACGAUCGAACUCGGGCGUGGCGGCGCUGGCGCCGGCGCUAGUGGCAGUGGCAUAGGCCGCGGCGGGCCCGCCGGGACGACGUCCAAGAAGCGGCUCGUGAUGAUCAUCGCCGACCCGGGCCGCGAGUCCACGGCGGCAAUGGAGUGGGCACUCUCACACGCCGUCGUCGAGGGUGACGACAUCCUGCUUCUCCACGUCAACAUGCCUCCGAACGGCGCCCCCGGCGGCGCGGCCCCUCCUCGAACCGGCUCCGGCGGCAGCAGCAGUGGCUCCCAGCGGGCCGUGUUCCUCGGUGGCGGGGGCUCCGCGGACGGGGAGUUCAUGGAGACGAUGCGUGCGGCGUGCAAGGCGCGGCACCCGCGCGCUAGGGUCCACGCGGAGCGCGUCGAGCCGGCAACCGAGGGCCGCGAGGCCAAAGCCCAGACCAUCCUCGCCGAGUCCCAACGCCGCGGCGUCGAGCUCCUCGUCAUCGGUCACCGCCGCUUCUCCUCCUUCCUCCUCGGGUUGCGGAGCGCGAGCGGGACGAGCCGACCGGGGCACGACAGCACGGCGGAGUUCUUGAUCGAGCACAGCAAGUGCCUGUGCGUGAGCGUUCAGAAGAAGGGCCAGAACGCCGGCUACCUGCUCAACACAAAGACCCACAAAAACUUCUGGCUCCUCGCGUGAACAUGCACGCACACAUACAUACACGUGCCCAUUGAUUAGAUCGAUCGGAAUUACAUUUUUCAAUUAUCGCGUGCGUGAACCGCAUGUUAAUUUAGACAAAUGAAUGUUUGAUUGCAUCCAUGAGUUCCACGUGAAAAUAGUGACGCAAAAAUUCACGUGUACCAUGCUCGUGCCUUGUUUUGCAGA
Messenger RNA from Hordeum vulgare subsp. vulgare (domesticated barley), 1268 nucleotides. RefSeq lists its product as uncharacterized. The record is from RefSeq and is a predicted model, not a curated record. NCBI's taxonomy places the organism in Eukaryota, Viridiplantae, Streptophyta, Magnoliopsida, Poales, Poaceae. Bases 384 to 1082 code for a protein of 232 amino acids. The transcript has 2 exons.